CGCGUCACUCCAACUAAUUGAGUUUCAUGUCUCAGUGUUGUUGACAGGAGGGAUGUUGCACAUGGUUCAAUUUUGACUCGCAGACUGCCUCAUACAGCAAACCGGACCGACUUUAGUGAUCCUUCUCUACGUGAUGGACAAAUAGACUUCAUAUUCAUGCUUACUGCUGACCAACAUGAAGCUGUGAUGGGUUUGAUGGAGUUCUUCUCAUGUGUACAAGAUUUUGGCCGAUACCGUACAGACCUUCACGUUUUUAAAGGAAACUGUUUUUAAUGCAACAUGGCCAGUAGUCAGAAUAACUACUGGGGACAACAUGACCUGAACAGAGCGUGUUUUGGCCUCAGUGCUGACAUGGAACACAACCUGACUGAUCUUCAACAACUGCAAACAGCCAAGGAAUUCAACUGCAGCCUCUCCAUCUCUCAGCCUUCUUUCUACAAUGACACUUGCCGCCAAAGGCAUAAUAACACACUGCAUCCCCUUGAAGGAGACCAGGUGGUCCCUUCCUCCAAGAGACGGACAAUGUUAGGGGGUCUCCAGAGAGAAGCCAAACCUCUUCCACCUCUGCCUGACCCUGAGGAGCUCAUGUCUGAUGAGGCUGCUGAUAGUGAGGUGGAGUUUUUUACCAGUGACCGACGGCGUUUGUUACCCAAAAGCUGCCCUAAGGCCAUGUGCAGUAGCACAAACAGAGACUUUGGCCAAGUGAAUUACGCCUACCAGGAGAGAUUGAUGCCUGCUGGUGGUGCUGGUAUUGGCUCCAUGGCUUUCUCUUGGCCAUGCAGAGAGGAGAGACCAACCAGAAGGGGAAGCGGGUCUGGAUCGAACAUCUGGUCCCUGGCUCACCAGAGAGAGGACCAGCCAGAACAAAACCGAUCAUCCAGGCUCCGGUUUUCCUAUUCAGGCUCCGCCUCCCAACCUUUUAACAGCACAACCUGCCUGGCUGAAAAGCCACUAGUUCCCCCCCGUAUCCCCAUCCCACCGAAACCUGCUGCUCUCCUAAAGACUCUGAUUGCCAACGAGGAAGACAAGCCUCCCAAAAUCCCCCCAAGAGUCCCCUUAGUACCCCCUUGCCCUCCACGUACUCCCAGUCCGAAAAGCCUUCCAAUUUAUAUCAAUGGUGUGAUGCCUGCCACACAGAGUUUUGCUGCUAACCCAAAAUAUGUGAGUAAGGCAUUACAGAGACAGCAGAGUGAAAGGGUGCCCCCUGCAGCUCAGUCAACACCCUGCAUUGUUCCCAUUUUGAAGGAUGGCAGACAGGCCAGUGCUACGCACUACAUCCUCCUACCGCCAGGCCUCCAGGCAUUUUCAGAGCGGCGAGAAAGAAUCCUGAGUGAACCGUCCAGAGCAGGAAACAGUGUUUGGCAGAACAGAUAGAAACCCUCGCUUCAUUCCUUCACUAAAACUUAAGUAGAAAACUGUGAGUUCAAUUGACUGUGUGAUUCACUAUUGUAAUGUGUGAAAACAUCCGCAUUCCAUGUCUAAUGUCAUAUUGGUUAUAUUUCCAGGGACUGAUGUAUUUCAGGAUCACUUGUGUUACACAGUAAUGUGAGGUUAUUUCAAACUGAACAUUUACCGCUCAGUAUUUUUUUUGUAUUAUUUAAAUACCACCUGUAAUUCAACCAGAAAAACAUCACGACAGUCCACUAUUUAUGUAAAUGUUGCUUUUAUAUACAGUAUAUUAAUUAUUUUUGUUUUAAUUUGGUUCACUGAGUUAUUGCAGAUUUCUUUCAUGUUGAUGAAAGAAGAUUGAUGUUUCAUCAAUAAUUCUUAGUUCUAAAAGUAAUUUACUCACUGCUUAAAGAUUCUGAGCUAAUUGUAUGUUUCUCAGUAUAAAGCAAAUAAUUACUGUACGGACAAGCUGGGCUUGUACCAAACUGUUGAUCAUGUGUCAUUUUAUGACGAUGCUGCUUGAAAUCUCAAGAAAUUAAAUUUAAAAAAUAAUUUUAGCAUUUGGAGUUAUGUUUAUUAACGCGCAAUGUGGCUGAGGUGAGAGUGGCACACUACCACGACAUGUUAUGAACUACAAUGAAACCUUUAACUUCUAACUCUUCCUCAGUGCUUUCACUGUUUUAUUACAAAGGUACAUCUGACAUGCAGAAUACUCAUUGUUCUCAUUCAGGCAGUGAUUCGUUCAUCUUUUAUGCUUGUGUGCACAACAAGUAAUUUAUUCAGAGAUAAAAAUGUGGGGGCGGAAUAAACAAAUAAGAGCAGCAUCACCACAUAAAUAGAGAGAGCAUGACUGAAACCUGCAGUCAACUUAAAAGUGAAUGGCAGAUCUUGAGUACAAAUGGAGAACAGUGGUCAGGACAUCAUUUGUUUUCAGAUCGAUUUCACAUCAGUAGGUGUUUGCAUACACAGAGAGGCCUUUAUUUUGAAAAACCUUGUGAAAAAUGACUUAAAUUUCAUGAUGUUAGGAGAUAAGGGUGUAUCAAUGGUCAGAAAAAAAGACUUAAGUGUUUCUUUUUGUCCAUCAUGUUAUGUUUACUCUGUUGAAGUGUGGAGCUGCGUUUACAACCAUUGUUACAUCAACAAGUCAGAAGUUCUCAUGAAGGUUCUGUGUCAAAUGUGGCUGCUUUGUAAUAUCAUGUUGUUUGAAUCAACUGAAAUCUUUGUAAAAUUGUUUUUAAUCUAUUUAUAGAAAUAAAUAAAAUAACUUAUUCAUCAUA
Molecule: messenger RNA, 2666 nt
Organism: Labrus bergylta (ballan wrasse)
Lineage: Eukaryota; Metazoa; Chordata; Actinopteri; Labriformes; Labridae
Product: ERBB receptor feedback inhibitor 1
Biological process (GO): regulation of keratinocyte differentiation; negative regulation of epidermal growth factor receptor signaling pathway
Source: RefSeq, a predicted model, not a curated record